Messenger RNA from Mercurialis annua (annual mercury), 1280 nucleotides. RefSeq lists its product as uncharacterized. Gene Ontology annotation, molecular function: nucleic acid binding; zinc ion binding. Lineage: Eukaryota; Viridiplantae; Streptophyta; Magnoliopsida; Malpighiales; Euphorbiaceae. The record is from RefSeq and is a predicted model, not a curated record. Gene Ontology annotation, cellular component: nucleus; U2 snRNP; U2-type prespliceosome. Gene Ontology annotation, biological process: spliceosomal complex assembly. The transcript is spliced from 7 exons. The coding region runs from base 52 to 1047 and encodes 331 amino acids.
AAAAUAUCCAAACCAAAAAGGCGCACACAACACAAGUGAAGAAAAAUAAUAAUGGAUAGAGAAUGGGGUUCGAAGCCGGGCAGCGGUGGCGCCGCCUCUGCACAGAACGAGGCAAUAGACCGGAGGGAGCGUCUCCGGCGACUCGCUCUCGAGACGAUCGAUCUCGCUAAAGAUCCAUAUUUCAUGCGAAACCACCUCGGCAGUUAUGAAUGUAAGCUGUGUCUGACAUUGCACAACAAUGAAGGGAAUUAUCUGGCGCAUACGCAAGGGAAGCGUCAUCAAACUAAUUUGGCUAAGAGAGCGGCUCGUGAGGCGAAAGAAUCUCCUGCGCUUCCUCAACCUAAUAAGCGCAAAGUUAACAUUCGCAGGACUGUUAAAAUUGGCAGACCUGGUUACCGUGUAACAAAGCAAUUUGAUCAUGAUACAAAGCAGAGGUCUCUUCUCUUUCAGAUUGAAUAUCCUGAGAUAGAAGACAAUACAAAGCCAAGACAUCGAUUUAUGUCAUCUUUUGAGCAGAGAAUUCAACCGUAUGACAAGAGAUACCAGUAUCUUUUAUUUGCAGCAGAUCCUUAUGAGAUCAUUUCUUUCAAGGUACCUAGCACAGAAAUUGAUAAAUCCACUCCAAAGUUCUUCUCUCAUUGGGAUCCAGACUCAAAGAUGUUCACGUUGCAAUUGUAUUUCAAAUGCAAGCCACCGGAGACCAACAAACCUCAAUCUGCCCCUGCACAGAAUGGGACUUCAGCUCCUGGUGUCCCACCAAGGUCUUUGCCACCACCUCCGCAAGCACCGCCACCUCCACCACCUCCACCACAAGGACUAGCACCAGGAUCUAGACCGCCGCCACCACCACAAGGAUUACCACCGGGGUCACUGCCACCUCCUCCUCCCCCCAUGGCUAAUGGACCUAGACCAAUGCCGCCAGGUGGAGCUCCACCUGCCCCACCGCCACCUUCUGCUGGAAGUAGUACGAUGGCUAAUUUCACUCCUGGUGCUCAGGUGGGCAGGCCUCCAAUGCCUCCACAAGUGUUUGCUGGCCAACAGAUGUAGAACCAAACUGUUAUUUCCAAUCCUCCUUUUAGUAUGGAAUAGCUCUCAUGCCCUUGUGGAUGUUUUGCGAGAUCACUAUGAACAUUUUCGUGUAUUAGCAGCUGCCGAUGGAUGGAUGAAUUUUGUAUUACUAAAUGCAUCAGUUGGGCAACUGAUGUUUUCCAAUUUUUUAAAGAUUAUGCCCCAGUUAACCUUCAUCUUAUUCUUAGAAACAUCUGAAUCUGUGUUCUGUA